ACCAUUUUACGGGCUUGGAAGUUACCGUAGCAACUGUACAAUAGCUCAAAUCGAGGAGGACUGGGGUGACAUUUCACGAUGGACUCAGGAGUUGCACCUGAUAAAAAAAGGGUGAGUUCGGAGCGCAGGAAGGAGAAAUCCCGAGAUGCGGCGCGUUGUCGGCGGGGGAAGGAGUCCGAGGUCUUCUACGAGCUGGCGAGAGAACUGCCCGUACCACACAGCAUCAGCUCCAACCUGGACAAAGCCUCCAUCAUGAGACUUGCCAUCAGUUACCUCCGCCUGCGAAAACUGCUCAACACAGGUGUCGCGUUAGCUGAGGAGUCGGUGUUGGAGUCUCAGUUGAACAGUUUCUAUCCGAAGGCACUGGAUGGGUUCUUUAUGGUUCUGUCUGAAGAUGGAGACAUGGUCUACGUGUCAGAGAACAUCAGCAAGUGCCUUGGACUCCCACAGUUUGAUCUGACUGGACACAGUGUCUUUGACUUCACCCAUCCGUGUGACCAUGAGGAAAUCCGAGAGAUACUUGUGCACAGACCAGGGUCCUCUAAGAAGGAGCUGCCGACAGAGAGGAAUUUCUUAAUGAGAAUGAAAUGUACUCUCACCAGCAGAGGGCGCACUGUUAACAUUAAAUCAGCUGCAUGGAAGGUCCUCCGGUGCACGGGUCAUAUUCAGACGCGAGCAGGGGCUGAGAGCGAGGGCAGCGGGGGGGGAGACACGGCCAUCCCUGCCUCCUACCUGCUGCUGAUCUGUGAGCCUAUCCCUCACCCAGCUAACAUCGAGGUCCCGCUGGACUCCAAAACCUUCCUAAGCCGCCACACGCUGGACAUGAGAUUCACCUACUGUGACGAGAGGAUCACAGAAUUGUUAGGCUAUAGGCCAGACGAUUUGCUACAGCGGUCGGUUUAUGAAUAUUAUCACGCCCUGGAUUCAGAUCAUCUCACUAAGACACACCACAACUUAUUUGCCAAGGGCCAGGCUACCACUGGGCAGUACAGGAUGCUGGCUAAGAGAGGAGGCUACGUAUGGGUACAAACUCAAGCUACUGUCAUUUACAACAAUAAGAACUCCCAACCGCAGUGUGUGGUCUGUGUUAACUAUGUGUUCAGCGGGAUUGAGGAGCAGAAUCUAGUGCUGUCGCUGGAGCAGACGGACAUGAGGAAGAUCAAGCAGGAGGAGGAUGAGGAGGGAGCGAGAGAGAAGGCAAGCUGUAACACUCACGUUCCCGUGCCGACGUUAAAAGAGGAGAAAGAAGAGGAAGAAGAGGGGAAGAGCGAGGGGGCGGCACCUGGCGAGGAGCAGAGUUUCACUGUUCUCUACGAGGACCUGAAAGGGGAGCCUGAGGAGCUGAGUCGGCUGGCCCCCGCGGCGGGAGAUGCCAUCAUCGGCCUGGACUUCAGUGAGGCAGACUCUGAGGUCACAGUGCUGAAAGACGUACCUCUCUUCAGUGAUGUUCUGCUGCCCUCUGCCAGCCUGCAGCUGGCACUUCCUCUCUCCCCUCUCUGCCCCAGCGAUGCCACCCUGGAUGCCGCCCCACCCUCCACAUCUGAGCUGCAGACGGAAGACUUUCAGUUCCCAGAGUCCCCCGACACACGGAGGGACGCCAGUCGCGAGUCUCCAGAGCCCAGUAGUCCUCUGGAUCUGUGUUUCUCUGUGGAUUCAGACUGUGAUCUCAGUAACCAGUUUAAACUGGAUUUGGUGGAGAAACUUUUCUCCAUGGACACCGAGCCCAAAACCCCAUUCACGGCACAGUCAGUGGAGGACUUGGACCUGGAGAUGCUGGCUCCUUACAUCUCUAUGGAUGACGACUUCCAGUUACGUACCGUCUCCCCUGUGGAGCCCCUCUCCUCAAGCCCGCUCGGGGCACCCGUAGCCCAGGCUUCACUGCGUCCAGCCGGUCAGCAGGCCCCCAGUCCUCCCAGACGUUCCCCCGAAAGGCCGCGCAGCCUGAUGGAGACGGUCGCCGCCGCCCCCCCUUCCACAAACCCAGUCCCUGCGUGCCCGGAACCGGCUCAAGGUCCCUGCACCUCCGCGCUGGGGGACUCAAAGAGAGAGUCUUCUACUAAGACACCAACCAUACAAAAACCCCAACUCAAGAGGAAACUAGAGACCGUCACUUCACUGUCUCGUGCUAUUGGACUGGGAACUGUACUUCAGCUGGUACAGCCAGGUAAAAAAGCCAGGACAUCCGAGGCCCUCAGCGCAGAUGCACUCUCAGGGACCACCAUACUGCUUCUGCCGUCAGACGUGGCAUGUCGGUUGUUGGGCAGAGCUUCAGAGGGCAGUGCUCUGUCUGUGACCCUCCCCCAGCUAACUCGCUAUGACUGCGAAGUCAACGCUCCUUUGGGCGGCCAACAGCACCUGCUGCAAGGGGAAGAACUUCUGCGAGCUCUUGACCAAGUUAUCUGA
This is a messenger RNA of Chanos chanos (milkfish), 2403 nucleotides long. It is a transcript of the gene hif1aa, whose product is annotated as hypoxia inducible factor 1 subunit alpha a. The record is from RefSeq and is a predicted model, not a curated record. Gene Ontology annotation, molecular function: RNA polymerase II transcription regulatory region sequence-specific DNA binding; DNA-binding transcription factor activity, RNA polymerase II-specific; protein dimerization activity. Gene Ontology annotation, biological process: regulation of transcription by RNA polymerase II; cellular response to hypoxia. The transcript is spliced from 15 exons. NCBI's taxonomy places the organism in Eukaryota, Metazoa, Chordata, Actinopteri, Gonorynchiformes, Chanidae. The coding region runs from base 79 to 2403 and encodes 774 amino acids. Gene Ontology annotation, cellular component: cytoplasm; nucleus; transcription regulator complex.